CGCCGGAACCUGGAAUCCCGGCUCCGGGAGGGAAGGCGGGCAGGCGGCGCGGCGGCCUCUUUUGCGGCUCCGCGCGCAGCCAUGAGCGAGCCUGGAGCCAGUGCGCUCCCGCCGGGCAGGCCCAGCAGACACGGGAGCGUCCACCAAGGAGUGCAGCAGGGCCCGGAGGAGACGGCUCGCACCGCUGCGUGUGAUGUGUGCCGGGGGCGGAGCGUGCAAGACGGCCUCUUCUCGGCGGUGCCCGAGAACCUCUCUCUGGACUCCAGUAGCUUCUCCUCGCCGCCCGUGAACUUCCUUCAAGAAUUGCCAAGCUACCGGUCGGUGGCACGGAGGAGGACGACCAUCCCGGCCCGGGACAAGCAGAGCGGUGCUCUGCUGAAGCCGACGGACUCCUACAGCUCCCACGUGGAGGGAGGCAUAGCCGAGAACCUCAGCAGCCAGUCCCUUCGGAAGUACGCCCUGAACAUUUCUGAGAAGCGGAGGCUCAGGUCUGUAGCCACGUGCAAGG
Messenger RNA from Oryctolagus cuniculus (rabbit), 508 nucleotides. Lineage: Eukaryota; Metazoa; Chordata; Mammalia; Lagomorpha; Leporidae. The record is from RefSeq and is a predicted model, not a curated record.